This is a messenger RNA of Vigna angularis (adzuki bean), 1778 nucleotides long. Its product is annotated as purple acid phosphatase 18. NCBI's taxonomy places the organism in Eukaryota, Viridiplantae, Streptophyta, Magnoliopsida, Fabales, Fabaceae. The record is from RefSeq and is a predicted model, not a curated record. The transcript is spliced from 5 exons. Gene Ontology annotation, molecular function: metal ion binding; acid phosphatase activity. The coding region runs from base 174 to 1472 and encodes 432 amino acids.
GAGUGAAUAUUAUAAACUAAUCAGUCACACAGUGACAAAACAAAAAGUGGUGCACUAUUGCCAAAAUCCACGGACUUGAAUCCCGGCGUGGUGAACAGUGAUGAUAGAUUCCAGAAGUACAUUGUCAUCGUGCUGAUCCAACGUUAUUGACAGAGGUUUGUGUUGACACACAAAUGGAACUGAAACUACUCCUAACGGUUUUAUUGAUUCGGUCUGCAACUGUUGCGGCUGAUUACAUUCGACCUCCGCCUCGAAAAGCUUUGCAUCUUCCAUGGCAUUCUCAACCCUCCUCUUAUCCUCAACAGGUACACAUUUCUUUAGCAGGAGACCAGCACAUGAGAGUUACUUGGAUUACUGAUGAUAAUUCUGCACCUUCAAUUGUAGAAUAUGGAACACUGCCAGGGCAAUAUGGCUCUGUAGCUGAAGGAGAGACCACCUCGUACAGUUAUGUGUUCUAUAACUCAGGAAAGAUACACCAUGCCGUUAUUGGUCCUUUAGAACAUGAUUCUGUGUACUAUUAUAGAUGUGGUGGACAAGGUGCCGAGUUCCAGCUCAGAACUCCUCCAGCUCAACUUCCAAUCACUUUUGCUGUGGCUGGGGAUUUGGGUCAAACUGAAUGGACUAAAUCAACAUUGGAUCACAUUGACCAAUGUAAGUAUAAUGUUCACCUACUUCCAGGAGACCUAGCAUAUGCUGAUUACAUCCAGCAUCGAUGGGACUCCUUUGGUAGGCUAGUGCAGCCACUUGCUAGUGCAAGACCAUGGAUGGUAACACAAGGGAACCAUGAAGUAGAAAGCAUACCUUUGUUAAAGGAUGGGUUUGUGUCCUAUAAUUCCAGAUGGAAAAUGCCAUUUAAGGAAAGCGGAUCAAAUUCAAAUCUCUUUUAUUCAUUUGAAGUUGCAGGUGCUCACAUUAUCAUGCUUGGGUCCUAUACAGAUUAUGAUGAAUACUCUGAACAAUAUAGAUGGCUUAAGGAAAAUCUUUCAAAGGUGGAUAGGAAAAGGACACCUUGGUUGCUUGUGUUAUUUCAUGUGCCGUGGUAUAAUAGUAACACUGCUCAUCAAGGUGAAGGCGCUGAUAUGAUGGCAGCUAUGGAGCCAUUACUUAAUGCUGCUAGCGUCGAUUUAGUUCUUGCUGGUCAUGUGCAUGCUUAUGAACGCUCGAAACGUGUAUACAAUGGAAGAGUUGACCCUUGUGGUUCAGUCCAUAUAACCAUUGGUGAUGGAGGAAACAAAGAAGGCUUAGCUCAUAGAUAUAUAAAUCCACAGCCAAUAUGGUCAGAAUUCCGUGAAGCCAGUUUUGGUCACGGCGAGCUAAAGAUUGUAAACUCUACCCAUGCUUUCUGGAGUUGGCACAGGAAUGACGAUGAUGAGCCGGUAAAAUCUGACGAUAUCUGGAUAACCUCUUUGAUCAGCUCAGGAUGUGUUGAUCAGAAGAGAAAUGAACUCAGGAAUAAACUUAUGACUCCUUAAAAUCCCCUGGUCUUGUUAUUCCUCAACAACAGAUUAGCAAGAGUUUGGUCUUGAAUGCAAAUCAUGAAGCAAUGCCUCAUAUUAGUACUGGCACAGUAGCAACUUGAUUGGUUUGACCUUGUUUAUUCGAGGGAGUGAGUAAACUGUGAUAUUUCAGUUCUUGUCUUUACAUCUUUCCCUGUAUUUAGUCUAAGUACAUAUUCUAUUGUCUUUACAUCUUUCCCUGUAUUGCUUGCAUUUUCUAUUGUAUUUACUAUAAAAUACAUGGUUUAUAAUUACAUAUAAAAAUAGCUUGGGCUUUUUUCA